Molecule: messenger RNA, 5007 nt
Organism: Protopterus annectens (West African lungfish)
Lineage: Eukaryota; Metazoa; Chordata; Ceratodontiformes; Protopteridae
Product: ER degradation-enhancing alpha-mannosidase-like protein 3
Exons: 20
Coding region: 237-2780 (847 amino acids)
Biological process (GO): mannose trimming involved in glycoprotein ERAD pathway; endoplasmic reticulum mannose trimming; carbohydrate metabolic process
Cellular component (GO): membrane; endoplasmic reticulum
Molecular function (GO): mannosyl-oligosaccharide 1,2-alpha-mannosidase activity; calcium ion binding
Source: RefSeq, a predicted model, not a curated record
UCCCCUGUUAAUCGCGUGUAGACUCACUAAACGUUAUCACUGCCGGUUUCCUGGAAGAGUGGAUGGGUUUUGGUUCUUGCCAGGUCACAGGAUGGCACAUAAGGUCAUGGUUGGUGGGGGAGGUUGACAGCAGCACUAAUGGUGUUUGGGGAGAGGUUGUGUGGACUGCUGUAUUGGGGGUUGGCUGUACUGUGCACCUAGGAAUAUAGAUAAUAAGGGGCAGUACCGGUGAAGCGAUGAAGGAGCACAGGGGCACAGGCACUCGGGAGAUCGUAAAGCUGGGAAAUCUGUUACUGAUCCAUUGCGCAGUGCUGUGGAUUUCCAGUUUAGGUGUGUUGUCUAUGGAUGCGGAAGAAAAGAAAAUUAUUAGGGACCAGAUCAUUGAAAUGUUUGACCACGCUUAUGGAAGCUACAUGAAAUUUGCCUAUCCUGCUGAUGAAUUGAUGCCACUAAGUUGCCGUGGUAGAGUGAGAGGCCUGGAGCCCAGUCGUGGAGACAUUGAUGAUGCCAUGGGGAAGUUUUCUCUAACCCUCAUUGACACCUUGGAUACGCUUGUGGUUUUGAAUAAGCUCGAUGCUUUUGAAGAAGCUGUGAAAAAAGUGGUUGAAGAAGUUCGGGUGGACAACGAUGUGGUGGUGUCUGUGUUUGAAACCAACAUUCGUGUACUGGGCGGACUGCUGGGGGGUCAUGUGAUGGCAGUCAUGCUGCAGAAUAAAAUACAGCGAAUGCAAUGGUAUAAAGAUGAGCUGCUGCAUCUAGCCAAGGAUCUUGGGUAUCGGCUACUUCCUGCCUUUAACACCACUAGUGGACUUCCUUAUCCCCGGGUGAACUUGAGAUACGGCGUCCACAACCCAUAUUCUCGAACAGGAACAGAAUCAGACACUUGUACAGCUUGUGCUGGGACUAUGAUAUUGGAAUUUGCUGCUCUCAGUCGACUGACAGGCGAUUCAGUCUUUGAGGAUCACGCUCGUCGGGCACUGGAUGUUCUGUGGGAUAAACGGCAGAAAGGGAGUGACCUGGUAGGGACAGUAAUAAACAUCCACAGUGGUGACUGGAUUAGAAGGGACAGCGGUGUUGGAGCUGGAAUAGAUUCAUAUUAUGAGUACCUGCUGAAAGCAUAUGUCCUUCUGGGAGACAGCAUUUACCUGCAAAGGUUCAAUACUCAUUAUGCUGCUAUCAUGAAAUAUGUCAGCCAGCCUCCGUUGCUAAUGAGUGUUCACAUGCACAAGCCGACUGUUAAUGUUCGAGGGUGGAUGGAUUCACUGUUAGCUUUCUUCCCUGGACUGCAGGUGUUGAGGGGGGACUUGAAGCCUGCUAUAGAAACACAUGAGAUGCUCUAUCAAGUCACCAAACAGCAUAAUUUCCUGCCUGAGGCAUUCACAACAGAUUUUGCAGUGCAUUGGGCACAACAUCCACUGAGGCCUGAAUUUGCAGAGAGUACUUAUUUUCUUUAUAAGGCAACCAGGGACCCCUACUACUUGAAAGUUGGGAAGUCUAUUGUGGAUAGUUUAAAUAAUCAUGCCAGAGUCUCUUGUGGAUUCGCUGCUGUACAGGAUGUUCGUACUGGAAGACACGAGGAUAGGAUGGAUUCCUUCUUUUUAGCUGAAAUGUUUAAAUAUCUCUACUUGUUAUUUUCUGAGAAGCGGGAUGUUCCCCUUGACAUUGAUGAUUAUGUCUUCACUACCGAAGCACAUUUGCUACCUCUUUCACUGUCGACAGUGGGUACUUCUUGCAUGGAGAAUGCAACAGCAAUGUAUUCUUCUGGUAAUGAACAUGAGAUUUUUGCACAUUUGUGUCCUAGUGAGCAAGCACUUUUUCCAAACAACCCAGCAUAUGCACAGACUAUAAGAGGCAGAUACAAAAACCUGCUAAAAAGUGAAACUGUCCCCUCCUCACCAUUCAGUGGCAUUACAUUACCUCUCCACGAUAAUGGCUUACAGUCACUGGAAAUCUUGAAGAGCAUGGGAAUUACACUGAUACCUAUGAAGGAUGGAGUCUUUCAUUUUGCUAGUUCCAACAAGGCAGAGAGUUCUAUGAAAGGUGUUUAUACUCUGAAACUGAUAGCUGAACUGACGCAGACUCCUUCAGGAGAAGAACAAGGAAUUACACCUCUCUCUGUACAGAUUGUAUCACCACCUUUUUUAGGUAGAGUCGUACUAACCGCUGGUCCUGCACAGUUUGGGUUAGAUCUUACUAAUGAAGAACAUGGUGUGAAAGGAAGCCUGGCUAAAAGCAUCCCUCUGUCUGCUUGUUCGAAAAUUUCCAAUCCUGAGGAAUUACAAGGGAAGAUUGCUAUAGCCCAACGUGGAGAUUGUAUGUUUGCUGCUAAAGCAAGGAAUCUGCAGACAGCUGGAGUGUUGGGCAUUAUAAUUAUUGACAAUACCGAAGACAGCUGCAGUGAGGACACGCCUAUUUUCCAGAUGGUGGGUGAUGAUGGUGGCACAAAUGACAUCACUGUCCCACUUGUCUUCCUGUUUAGCAAGGAGGGAAAGAUUCUUUUGGAAGCAAUAGAGGAACAUCAGAAUGUUGAUGUGCUUUUGGCAGUGAAAUCCAAACAAUAUGGGCAAGUAGAAGAGAGAGAAGACAAGCUGUUUCAGGAACUGAGCUUCCACAUUCAAUUGACUGAUGAAGCAGAUGUAAAAGAGAACAGAGCUGACUCCUUUGGUAGAAUGGCAGCUGUUUCAUUUGAAACUCAUGUGACCAGCAGUCCAGCAAACAGUGGUGUACCAGAAAAAUCAGGCCUGUCUUCUGAUGUGGAUCAGGAACCUGAACAAGUUUAAUGUUUCCUGCUCAGGUACUCGAAUUUCUCUUUAGCUACUCUAUUGAGCUAUGGUUGGUGGUGUGGUAGUUAACAUCCAUCAUACUGAGCCACUACCCUCAUAAACUCUGUAGGCAAGACCUGCUGACAUCUUAUUACAGUCCCAAAAGUUUUCUGCCACUUCAGUAUGGGUAACAUUUCAGCCUGCCAUAACUGCCUGCUCACCAUCGUACAGGGACUGUGACUGUCAGCUGUGGUCAUUGUUCACUGUAAAGGAGUGGCCAUACUACUUGUUCUGUUCUGCUGUGAUGGGUCAGAGAAGAAAUGAGGAAUUUACAGGUACAUUACAGUGCUGAUCAUUAUUUAAACGUACUUGUUCUGCCUCCUAGCCAAAUGGCCAGAGAAAGGAAAAUUCUCAGUAAUAAUGCCACAAGGGGACAGUGCUGAAAGCUACGUUGGCAAAAUGCAAAACAUUUAUGCAGUUCCAGUGUAAAAGAUGUGCCCAGUGUGACCUUCUUAAGUAACUGAUUCUGUAAAUGUAUUAAACCAGGAAUAUUAAUGCUGGCAUUAUCCUAUUGUAUUAUGGUCCCUGAUGUGAUUAUGGGGGAAGAGCAGAGGCAGAGUAGAACAGCUAGCAUUUAAGUGGCCUCUUUUUCUGAUUAAAGAAUCAAUAUUAUGUAAUCAAGGCUACUCUCACUCUGCUGUUAUAACCAUUGGUUUUGGUCUUCUGAACUGUAAAAUUCAUCGUAUGUAAUGGAUUCUGUCAAAAUGACUGUUGAAAGGCACAGAUAUCUUUUUUGUGGGGGUAUGUGAUGUGCAAAGGCACAGUUCUAGAGAUAAAAAAAAAUGUCUGCUCUUUCUCCUGCUGCAUCAGAGGUGUAACAUAUUGAAGCAUGUAAAUAUAUUUGCAGCACUUUUUGUGUGAUUGUGAGGUGUACUGUAGCAGGCAUUACAGUAUAUUUUGUAGCGUGGGUGAAAAAAGUGUUAAGAGGACUCUAUUUAUUGUACAGUAAUUCUAUAUGAUUUAUCUGACUGGGGUCUAUAUAUUCAAUUGCCACACUACAUGAGCCCUCUUUUUUGCACCAGCACUUUUUGAAAACAAACUGUCUAGUGUUUCAAAGAAAAUUAGAUUAUGUUUUGAUUCAGACAGUGGCAUAGUAUAAAAUUAUAACAAGGGCUUGUCUUAUUCAUAAACCAUUGCCAUUCAUGGUUAAUAGAUGCUCAGGUGAUAUGUAAUUCAGUGUUUUGUUUUGAAAUGUAACUGUUGAAUUAUUUGCCAGUACAUGAAUGGUUUUCAUUAGUAAUUUAAGUCUUUGGAAAAAAAGGUAUGCAGAAACCUAAGUGAAAAAAAAGUAAAGUUGAGAAGUCAAAAAGACUGCCUUGUUACUUUAUCCUCAACAUACGACCAAUCCACCUAGACCUUGGUGUCCCCUAUUUCUUGGCAUAAUCUUAUGACAUGGGAACUUUUCCAAGCUAGGCAAUAGCUAGGCAAUAAAAUAGGGUGCGGCAGAAUCAAAUGCUUAAAAUGAUCUUUCUGAUUUUUUGAUGCAAGUGCUACUCUUUUUACAGAUACUGACCAUCUGAUUCUCUUAAGACGUAUCCUGCUCCAUUUUGUUUACUAUCCUAUUACAGGAAAAGCUUGAAAGCAUAUUAAAUUCAAGUGGCCUGGUCACACAAGUUUGCAGAUGUUAUCUGAUGGGAUUCAAACCUAGUUUGCUAGCGGCUUUGCAGAAUCAUUUUGUUGCACUGCUUCUUCUUUUGAUGUUGCCAUGGAUGCAUGCAUAUGAACAUUGUAGCUUUGUGGGUCAUGAAAGAGGAACAAAAAUCAUCCCCCAGUGUGGGUUUGUAUGUGGAAAGUGGCUGAUAAUGUAGUCAGGCUUCCUGAUGACCAGCAAAGUAGUAUUUUGUGCCAGGUGUGUCUUGGACUGCAGGCCAAUGUUUUUUUUUUUUUUUUUUUUUUUUUUUUGUGAAUUUAACUUCACAUUAUGGUUUAGGUGCACUUUUAAGACCCAGAUCCUCAUUCACUGGAGAAGCUGUAUUCCUGCUGUGUGAUAAACUUGUUGGGUUAACUCUAAUCAGAGUGACACAGAACCAUUUAGAUACUUAGUACAGAAACUACCAACAUUCCAGCUGUUACCAGCGUUAUAUCAAUUUAUAACUGAUUAAAAUGGCCCAACUGAAAUGAUUGUUCCAGAAAACAAUGUACUUGGGGAAAAUUUGCACAAUUAUAAAAUUGAGGAAAAACACAA